AUGGAAACCAACAUCAGACGAAGCAAAGAUGAUGGUGAACCAGUCCAAGAUGCAACAUCAUAUCGUCGUCUCAUCGGCAAGCUAAUCUACCUCACCAUUACAAGAUCGAAUAUUAGCUAUGUUGUCAACCGCUUAAGUCAGUUUCUCACUGAUCCUCGUACACCUCACUUACAAGCUUCCCACCAAAUCCCACAGUAUCUAAAAUCUAUAACAAGCCAAUGUCUUUUCUUCUUCUCAAAUUGUAUUCAAACAGAUCCAACAAAGUCUCUUCCUCUUAAGGUUUUUACAGAUGUCGAUUGGGGUAGUUUUCUCAACACACGAAGAUCCAUAACCGGAUGUUGUGUCUUCCUUGGAAACUCACUCAUCUCAUAG
Humulus lupulus (European hop) is the source of this 372-nucleotide messenger RNA. RefSeq lists its product as uncharacterized. The record is from RefSeq and is a predicted model, not a curated record. The coding region runs from base 1 to 372 and encodes 123 amino acids. NCBI's taxonomy places the organism in Eukaryota, Viridiplantae, Streptophyta, Magnoliopsida, Rosales, Cannabaceae. The transcript has a single exon.